Molecule: messenger RNA, 960 nt
Organism: Dioscorea cayenensis subsp. rotundata (Guinea yam)
Lineage: Eukaryota; Viridiplantae; Streptophyta; Magnoliopsida; Dioscoreales; Dioscoreaceae
Exons: 4
Coding region: 217-960 (247 amino acids)
Source: RefSeq, a predicted model, not a curated record
GCCAGAGAAAUCAACAAAUGAACCAGGCGGCUUCAACAGUCACUGUUCCGAUGAUGUUGGACAACCAGGUGGAAUUGCGGAUCUUCAGGCAACUUGUUCUAUUCUCGAGUUGGAGACUACUCUGGGCGGUCAAUUAUAAACUAGGCAGGGCUUAAGAAUUGUGAAUCCCAAGUUGAUCAGCUCUGAAAUUCUAAAGAAGAAGAAGAAGAAGAGGACAUGGUUUGCAAGGCCAAGGAACCAUUUGUCCAUAGCCAUGUCAUCCUUCCUCCUAAGAUGAGGAACAUGGCUACGUGUCUCAGUGAACAAGCCGUCAAAGUAUCGGAUUCGUCAUGCUCAGGCAGCGGCGCAAGCAGCAGCAGCAGCAACAACUCUUUGUCUGUCCUAGACUCCUCCGUGCAGCGCUCCAUCACCAGCCUCCACUAUGCCAGGCUCUCCACCUCCAAGCAGCUCUUCAUCGAGCUUACAUGGUCAAAGAUCAGCACUGGCCCGACUCUCUCGGUCUCCAUCGAGGACAUCACCCUCAACCAUGAUGAAAACCAAAAGCUUGCCACCCUGAGCACGCAGGUCUUGAAGAAGAAGAAAGGAGCCCAGUCUUACGUCCAUCGAGACUCGGUGCUCGCUCUCCUCUGGGACGUCUCUUCUGCCAAAUUUGGUUCCGGGCCGGAACCCGUUGACAGCAACUACUAUGUAGCUGUUAUCGUCGAUGGAGAGUUUGCACUCUUACUCGGUGGUUGGAGCAAGGAUUACAUCAACAUCAACAGCGUCCACAACGGCAAGCUCGAGGGUGUGAUGCCUACAGCAGCAUCCGUGAUGUUUGGCCGGAAAGAGCAGGUCGUCAUCCAUACUAUUUAUUCGACAAAAGCUCGGUUCCGAGACGAUGGGAAAGAUCAUGAGAUCACAAUCAAAUGCAAAAGGAGAUUCAUGGGACGUGAAGGACUCGGAGCUAUUGGUGUACGUUGA